This is a messenger RNA of Osmerus eperlanus (European smelt), 1329 nucleotides long. RefSeq names its product MID1 interacting protein 1, like (gene mid1ip1l). The record is from RefSeq and is a predicted model, not a curated record. Gene Ontology annotation, cellular component: cytosol. The transcript is spliced from 2 exons. The coding region runs from base 230 to 724 and encodes 164 amino acids. NCBI's taxonomy places the organism in Eukaryota, Metazoa, Chordata, Actinopteri, Osmeriformes, Osmeridae. Gene Ontology annotation, biological process: regulation of lipid biosynthetic process.
UCACCGUUCUUUGCAAUAGGUUGAGGAAGUCCAUACUUUUCUUCCAGGCAGAUGGAGAUAGAAGCCUGAGUUGCUUACGUUUUGGAAUUGGUUUUCAUCUGCUCAUCAUCUAAACGUUUGCUCAGGUUUCCAUCUGAUUCAGAUUUGAAUCGACAAGCCUAUCCAUCAAGGAACACUGCCUGACGCCACCUGUUUACUUCGAAACUCAAGUAAACGUAAAGCCUUCACAAUGAUGCAGAUUAGCAACGACACCGUGAGCAAUAAGCACUCCCUCAUCAACGUGAUGCACCGCUUCAUAGCAGCAGCCAACAACAUGGACGAGACCAUUAUGGUGCCAAGCCUCCUGCGGGAUGUGCCGUUGGAGGAGCAGCAAGCGAGCCAUCCCCCAGAGGUGGUGGAAAAUAACAACGAGCCUUUUCCCAACAAGCAGAGGGACAUGUACGAGCACUACCUCCUACUGAAGUCUAUCAAGAACGACAUGGAAUGGGGCUUAAUUAAGAGGGAGAUGAGCGGUGGGGCCAGUUUCCUGGAAAUGGCGGUCAAGCAAGAGGAGCAGCAGCCUGUGACAGGGGGCCUCCCUGGUGACGAGGGCUCAGACCUGGAGGACCAGUUCCACUACCAUCUUAGAGGGUUGUUUGGUGUCCUGUCUAAACUCACAGUGCAGGCAGACCACCUCACUAACCGCUACAAGAGAGAAAUUGGAGGUGGCAACUUCAUGAGAUAGGAGCCACAUUUGGAUUCUAUAUGGACUGCUUGACCUGCAAGCAUUGGAUGCACUGUCAUGGGAGGCCUCACACUCCUAAUGUAAGAUGUCUGACAGGCUGUGUGAGCUGACCAGAACUACCUUGUGACUUCUCAAUCCUGUCUGAGCAGUGUCCCCAUCCCCCCCCCCCCCCCCUCUUUCUUAAAGCUCUGUUAAUCAUCACUGUAAACCAAUCUGAUUGAUACCUACACAUGGCCCUCAACGUGUAUAGGCAAUGAAGUCAAACUGUUAUGCAGUGUUUAGUAUGUUCUAUUAAAAGGGUUUGCAGAACUUUCUGAGUAGUUUAAUUGUGGCUCUGGUACAUGUGAGUUGACAUUUCACUACUCAGAAUUGAAGUGGUUCUUUGUUGGAACUGUCUUGUCUGUAAAGUAACGGUUUCUAACUGUAGGAGAAUUUGGAAUGCUGGUUAUUCUGUCCCUCCUUGACAUUAAGGACUUGGGCUGUUCAAGGGCCUAAAUUUUUAAAAUGAAUACUACGCACCACUCCUGGUAGUUUUUUUUUAUUUCAGCCCUUCUGUAGGUUCACAUGUCUGGAUAUUAAAAAAUAAACAAGGUCUAUUAAUGCUA